GUAAUAGCCCAGGAGGCCCCUUCGCGAUAGACCCACAUUUACUAUAUAAGUUAGAUUUGGAUCUCAGAUGAUGAAGGACACGUUCAAUAGACUAUUCGAUCAUUGAUAUCAUUUACUAUAUUUCUUCUGGAUUUCUGCAGUUGGAAUUCGAUCUUGAAAUCGCAUGCUGCCAUCGUUAGCCCAUUCAACCAGCCAAUCAUCAUGUCCGAUCCCUGCGAGACACAUCCAAAAAAGGCAAUUCUACACCGACACCGAAGGGGCAUCCGACUCCGAAUCAAGUGCCGCUUUUCAAAGCGGCAAGAUUCGGCGCAUCAUCUAUAUAAGAGAUAUCUAGAUGCCAAAUGAGAUAGGAAUGUUACCCACCUCGAUUCGUCCAAUUCAUUUACCGUCGCUCUCUCCUCCUUCGCCAUGGCCGCAGACCAGACUUCUUUAGAUCCAUUGGACCAUCGCUCACACCAUUCGCACUCCGACCCCAUCGAAGAGAAACGCGAAAUGAGCUCCGACAACAGUGUAGAAGAAAUCAAAGAGUCGGGCGACUUCAAGCGCGGCUUUCGUUUCUGGGCGAUCAUCAUCGGCUUAGGCGUCACCAACCUUCUCGGAGCCUUUGAGAACACCGUCGUCACCACCUCCGCGCCGAUCAUCGUCUCCGAACUAGGGCUCGGGGCGAAUUAUAUCUGGAUCACGAACGCGUUCUUUGUCUGCAGCGCGGCCUUCCAACCCCUAUUCGGUCAACUCUGCAACGUCUUCGGGCGACGAUGGACAACCCUCGUUAUCGUUGCGAUUUUCACUCUCGGGAGCGGUAUAUGUGGAGGCGCUACGAGUGGUGCCAUGCUCAUUGCUGGCCGCGCGGUGCAAGGGCUUGGGUCUGGAGGCAUUAUUAUGGCUGCUGAUAUCAUCAUAUCGGAUCUGGUUCCCUUGCGACAGCGCGGUAAUUAUGUAGCUGUUAUUCUGGCUAUCUAUGGUGUCGGUACCACGUUGGGGCCUUAUAUCGGUGGCUCGAUCGUGCAAGUGACGACUUGGAGAUGGGUCUUCUAUAUGAAUCUCCCGAUCGGAGGGCUCGCUUUGGUCGUGCUGUACUUCUCUCUUCAUGUGAACUACAACAAGGAGAUGUCGUUUAUGCAGAAACUGAAGCGCCUCGAUUUGGUUGGUAAUGGCAUCCUCAUGGCGGCGACCGUGGCUGUCCUGUGGGCCCUAACGGUAGGCGGAGUACAAUAUCCGUGGGGCUCGUGGAAUGUCUUGGUACCCUUGGUCCUCGGUAUAUUUGGUUUUGGACUCUUCGCGAUAUAUGAGAAAUGGGGAUGGUCGGCCGAGCCUGUCAUGCCACCGAGGCUUUUCAACAACCGCACUUCGGUCAUCGUGAGCGUCAAUACCUUCCUCAACUCUGCUCUUCUCUACUGGAUUGUGUACUUUAUGCCCGUAUACUUCCAAGCAGUAAAGCUCUACAGCCCAUCCUACUCCGGCGUCGCGCUUCUACCCCAAUCCCUCGUCGGUAUCCCCGGGGCCGCUAUAUCAGCAGUCGCGCUCUCCCGCUGGGGAAAGUACAAGCCCCUACAUUUCGCCGGAUUCGGAGUUUUCACCCUUGGAAUCGGCCUGUUCGCAUACCUAGACGAGACUUCCUCAACAGCGGAAUGGGCGGUGUUCCAGUCCAUCGCAGCUCUUGGCGCGGGUAUGGUCCUCAACACGCAGCUACCGGCUUUCCAGGCUCCUGUACCUGAAUCAGACCAAGCCGCCGCGACAGCGUCCUGGUGCUUCAUACGCACGUUUGGGAAUGUGUGGGGUGUUGCUAUCCCUGGUGUCAUAUUCAAUAACCGCAUUAACGAACUGCUGUCGCGGGUCUCAGAUUCAGGGGUGCGGGACCUCUUGGCCAACGGGGAUGCGUACCAGUACGGGUCAGCGAGUUUUGUAGGGUCAUUCCCCCAGCCGCUACAAGGCGAGGUUGUCAGUGUGUACCGUGAUGCGCUGAAGCUAGUCUUCGAAGUAGCUAUCGCAUUCGGCGGUCUUGCAGUAUUACUUGUUUUCCUCGAGAAGGAGAUCCCGCUCCGAACAGAGCUCGAGACAGAGUACGGAAUGAAGGAUCCCUCUAAGAAAGAUGCUGCUGAGCGGGAGGCUGACGUGGAGAAUAACGCUGGGGAAAUAUCAUUGGAAGCUCGACCUAAGAACUAAUUUAGGGGUAUAAUAUGAUUGAGUGAUGUAAGAUUGGUGGAGUAACAGGGAUGGAUUAUUGGAGUGUAAUACAGAGUAGGGAGCACUGUACUAUAUUUAAGCCAUAGAUUGUAUCUUAGUAGACAUUUUCUUUGUUAAUA
This is a messenger RNA of Annulohypoxylon maeteangense, 2303 nucleotides long. Its product is annotated as major facilitator superfamily domain-containing protein. Bases 409 to 2163 code for a protein of 584 amino acids. NCBI's taxonomy places the organism in Eukaryota, Fungi, Ascomycota, Sordariomycetes, Xylariales, Hypoxylaceae. Gene Ontology annotation, molecular function: transmembrane transporter activity. The record is from RefSeq and is a predicted model, not a curated record. The transcript has 5 exons. Gene Ontology annotation, biological process: transmembrane transport.